GGGUUCAAAUGCGGUUUCCCCUAAAGAAUGCUGCUGAGAGUUUCCAUAAUGAUACGCUGAUUGAUGGGGAAAUGAUUAUCGACCAAAUUCCAGAUGUAGGACAGAAGAGAAGAUAUUUAGCAUAUGAUUUGGUUGCAUUAAACGGUUUCUCCGUUAUGAAGUUGCCGUUUUCUGAAAGGUGGAAACUACUUGAAGAAGAAGUAAUUCGACCAAGGAAUUAUGAGAGAAAGCAAUUAGAAUCUGACAGCAAGGGACAUCCCAUUUAUAGAUAUGAUAUGGAGCCAUUUUCAGUAUGUAGAUGUCAAGAUACAUGAGUUAAUUAGUAUGGC
Messenger RNA from Zingiber officinale, 329 nucleotides. RefSeq names its product mRNA-capping enzyme-like. Gene Ontology annotation, molecular function: mRNA guanylyltransferase activity; ATP binding. Bases 9 to 314 code for a protein of 101 amino acids. Lineage: Eukaryota; Viridiplantae; Streptophyta; Magnoliopsida; Zingiberales; Zingiberaceae. Gene Ontology annotation, biological process: 7-methylguanosine mRNA capping. The record is from RefSeq and is a predicted model, not a curated record. The transcript has 3 exons.